AUGCUGAACCUGGGCGACGGCGAGUACUGGAAGAAGGUGAUGGGCCCGGUGUUCAUCUACCUCAACUCCAGCCCCAACAAUGGCAGCGACAUCCGAGCUUUCUGGGACGACGCCAAGGCGCAGGCGCGAGCGGAAGCCGGCAAGUGGCCGUACAGCUUUCCGGAGUCGCCGGGCUUCGCCAAGGCGGGCGACAGGGGCACGGUUACCGGCACUCUCCUGGUCAGGGACGCGUUCGCGAGCAAGGGCGGUGACGUGCCUGCUGCAACGGCGUUCGUCGGCUCGCCAGCCCGGCGGGCAGCCUGGCUCCUGGGCGACACAGUGCAAGGGUUACCAGUUCUGGACGAGGGCGACGGCCAGCGGCCGGUUCAGCAUCGGCGGCGUCCGGGCUGGAACCUACAGCCUCGACGCGUGGGUUCCCGGGUUCCUCAGCUCGGAGACUACGUGCACACCUCCACGGUGACCGUGACGCCAGGUGGCGCCGUUGACCUUGGUAGCCUCGUGUUCGUGCCCCCGAGGUCGGGCCCGACGCUGUGGGAGAUGGGCGUCCCGGAUCGGACGGCGGCGGAGUUCUUCGUCCCCGACGCCGACCCCAGAUACGCCAGCAAGCUCUUCGUGGGGAAAGACGGGUACAGGCAGUACGGCCUGUGGGAGAGGUACGCCGAGCUGCACCCUGCUGGAAAUGACCUCGUUUUCACGGUUGGUCAGAGCGACUACUCAAAGGACUGGAUCUUCGCACACGUCACAAGGAUGGAUGGCAACGUGCGCGUGAACGGCAGAGUGGCUAGGGAAGCCGUGUUCAGCACGCCGGAGUUCGGCAACAGCAACGCCAUCGCGCGGCACGGCAUCCACGGCGGCGUGCAGUGGAGCUUCGAGUUCCCCAUCAGGGGCUACCUGCUGCGGCAAGGCGAGAACAGCAUCAGCAUCACGCAGACGAUGGCGUUCGGGCCCUUCUUGGGGGUCAUGUACGACUACCUCAGGCUGGAAGGGCCUCCGCCGGCAUGA
Messenger RNA from Miscanthus lutarioriparius, 1002 nucleotides. Lineage: Eukaryota; Viridiplantae; Streptophyta; Magnoliopsida; Poales; Poaceae. The record is from the annotation of a GenBank genome assembly.